UUAGGAAAAAAAAAAAAAAAGAGAUUGCGAAAAUGGAAGGCAGCGAAAGCGAAGCAAUUUUCGAUUCUCUGAAUCUAAAUCCCCAACUUUUCAUCAACGAAACCCUGAACACCGUCGAUGAUCUCAUCAACGAUGCCUUCGAUUUCUGUCUCCAGGAAGCCUCCACGCUUUUGAAAAUCGAAGGCACCGACCGCUCCCAAGAUCUAACCAAGGGUGUUAAUUAUAUUCGCAAUAUGAUCCAAUCAAGUUUGGAUAAGCGGCUUGCUAUGUGGGAGAAGUACUGUCUUCGCCACUGUUUUAUGGUUCCUGAAGGUUUUUCUUUGCCCAAGAAUGAAGAGUUACCUGGUAGUUCUUCGAUGGUUCAAGAUACUGUGUCUGAUCCAGAUGUGGAUGCAGAGUUGGAUUCAUUAAGGGAUAAACUUACAUUGGCUGGGGCAGAGUCUGAUAAGCUCAACAGUGAACUUAAAGAAUUGGAAAGGCGGUCUGCUUCAAAUGGGCAUUGCGCUGGACUUAUUACUGAGGCAUUGCAGUUAUAUAAAGACAACUCUGUGCAUGACAUGUUCCAAGAAAUGAUGCAAACUGCAACAGACCUCCGUGUCAAAAUGCAGAAGCUAAAGACCAGACAGGUUGAAAGAAUGGAACAUGCACGAGCAGAGAGGAUAUACAAUUCACUUACUGAUUACUUCACUGUGAAUCAGGAGAAAGGCCUUUCCAAUGCAAAGUUGGAUGAUCUUCAAGAAUUUCUAGCGCAAUUGAAGAAGAUGUAAAAGUUAUACAUGUAAUAUGUCUAGUUGCACAGUUCUGUAUUGCUUUAGAGUUAACUGUAAGUCCUCUCUUUCUGCCAUCUUCUUCCUUAUUGGCUGAAGACUUUUGCUGUUUUUACGUUUUGUUUAUUUACACCCCUACUUAUGUUUACCAAUGUUAAGUGUAUUAUGUUGACUGAACAUAAAUUUAUUCAACCUAGUAAUCUGCCUAAAUAGAUGGAAUAGGUUGGAUAUAACAAUACAAUUGUGAUUCUCAUCUUCAAUCACUAUUGAAAUAAUGACAUAGGAUAAGGAUGAACUUGGAGCUUAGCUCACAUGGUUCAUCCAUUUCCCUAGGUGGAUUCCAACAAGGCUGGGAUUCAAUUCCUUCUAGAUAUUGGUCUCCCAUGUACCAAAAAAAGAAAUAGGAUAAGGUCUAUUAGAGUUCUGUACAGUUUACAUGGAGGUUGUUGAGUUUUCUAAUAAAAUUGUGUUAAAUGUUGAAAUUGUGAAGUUAGUAAUUUUAAUGCUUUGUAGAGAUUUGUGC
Messenger RNA from Durio zibethinus, 1290 nucleotides. It is a transcript of the gene MIS12, whose product is annotated as minichromosome instability 12 (mis12)-like protein. NCBI's taxonomy places the organism in Eukaryota, Viridiplantae, Streptophyta, Magnoliopsida, Malvales, Malvaceae. The record is from RefSeq and is a predicted model, not a curated record. Gene Ontology annotation, biological process: mitotic sister chromatid segregation; kinetochore assembly; mitotic cell cycle. Gene Ontology annotation, cellular component: nucleus; chromosome, centromeric region; MIS12/MIND type complex.